CCUCGCCGGCCGUCGCACGGCUGCUGCUUGGCCGGCUCCCCCCACGGGCCUGUGGGUGCGCGCCAAGGGGAGCGGAAAGCUGGGAUUUUUUUUUUGUACCUUUCAUUUUUUUUCGUUUUGUUUUCUUGAUUUGAUCUGAGCUGAGCCGAGCCGAGCGAGGGGGGAGGGAGGUGGGAGGGCGGCGAUGGAGAGCUACCUGGAGGAGAACUUCGGCGGGGUGAAGGCGAAGAAUUCGUCGGAGGAGGCGCUCCGGCGGUGGCGCAAGCUCUGCGGCGUCGUCAAGAACCCCAAGCGCCGCUUCCGCUUCACCGCCAACCUCGACAAGCGCGGCGAGGCGCAGGCCAUCAAGCACGCCAACCACGAGAAGUUGCGGGUUGCUGUACUGGUAUCAAAAGCUGCGCUACAGUUUAUACAUGGUCUUUCACUUCGAAGUGAGUAUGUUGUUCCUGAAGAAGUCAAGGCUGCAGGGUUUCAGAUUUGUGCUGAUGAACUUGGGUCUAUUGUUGAGGGUCAUGAUAGUAAAAAGUUGAUCACCCAUGGCGGAGUUACUGGAAUAGCAGACAAGCUAGCAACAUCACCAACAGAUGGGUUAAGUACAGCUGAGGAAAACAUUAAGCGCAGGCAAGAUGUAUAUGGAGUAAACAAAUUCACAGAGAGCGAGGUCCGUAGUUUUUGGGUGUUUGUAUGGGAAGCACUUCAAGAUACGACUCUUAUAAUUCUUGCUGUUUGUGCCUUUGUAUCGUUGGUUGUUGGCAUUGCCAUGGAAGGAUGGCCAAAAGGUGCCCAUGAUGGUCUGGGAAUUGUGGCAAGUAUCCUCUUAGUCGUGUUCGUUACCGCAACAAGUGACUAUCGGCAAUCCUUACAGUUCAAGGACUUGGACAAGGAGAAAAAGAAAAUACAAGUUCAAGUCACAAGGAAUGGUUUUAGACAAAGGCUAUCUAUAUAUGAUCUUCUUCCUGGAGAUAUUGUCCAUCUAGCAAUUGGAGAUCAGGUUCCUGCUGAUGGGCUAUUCAUUUGUGGGUUUUCUCUACUGAUCAACGAGUCCAGUCUUACUGGUGAGAGUGAACCUGUUGUUGUAAAUGAAGAUAACCCUUUUCUUUUGUCGGGGACCAAAGUUCAAGAUGGUUCCUGCAAGAUGUUGGUUACAACAGUUGGCAUGCGAACCCAGUGGGGAAAACUAAUGGCUACUCUCAGUGAGGGUGGGGAUGAUGAAACCCCUCUUCAGGUCAAGCUUAAUGGUGUUGCAACUAUUAUAGGCAAGAUUGGUCUAUUUUUCGCAGUCAUAACUUUCAUUGUCCUUUCUCAAGGGUUAAUCAGCAAGAAGUACCAUGAGCGGCAGCUUUUCAACUGGUCAGGAGACGAUGCACUGGUAAUGUUAGAACAUUUUGCUAUUGCAGUUACCAUUGUUGUUGUUGCUGUUCCUGAGGGCUUACCCUUGGCAGUUACCUUGAGCCUUGCAUUUGCAAUGAAGAAAAUGAUGAAUGACAAGGCAUUGGUUCGGCACUUAGCCGCAUGCGAGACAAUGGGCUCUGCAACAACCAUCUGCAGUGACAAGACAGGAACACUGACAACCAAUCAUAUGACUGUUGUCAAGGCCUGCAUUUGUGGAAACAUACAGGAAGUUAACAAUCCAAAGAAUGGGUCUAGCUUGUGUUCUGAGCUUCCAGAAACUGUUGUCAAAACUCUUCUGGAGUCUGUUUUUAACAAUACUGGUGGUGAGGUUGUAAUUGACCAAGAUGGGAAAUAUCAGAUUCUGGGUACCCCGACAGAGACAGCUUUAUUGGAAUUUGCAUUGUCCCUGGGUGGAAAUUUCAAGGCAAAGCGUGAUGAAACUAAGAUUGUGAAAAUGGAGCCUUUUAAUUCAACAAAAAAGAGGAUGAGUGUCAUUCUUGAGCUUCCUGGAGGAGGAUGCCGUGCACAUUGUAAAGGUGCUUCAGAAAUAGUGUUGGCUGCCUGUGAUAAGUUUAUAGAUGACACAGGUUCUGUUGUCCCUCUUGAUAAAACAACUGCCGACAAGCUUAAUGGUAUUAUUGAAAGUUUUGCUAAUGAAGCUCUUAGGACAUUGUGCCUUGCUUAUAGGGAAAUGGAAGAAGGCUUUUCUGUUGAAGAACAAAUACCAGUGCAAGGGUAUACAUGCAUUGGGAUAGUAGGUAUUAAAGAUCCUGUUCGCCCAGGUGUUAGGGAGUCUGUUGCAACUUGCCGAUCUGCUGGAAUUAUGGUGAGAAUGGUCACGGGUGACAACAUAAAUACGGCAAAAGCAAUUGCUCGUGAAUGUGGCAUACUUACUGAAGAUGGCCUGGCAAUUGAGGGACCUGAGUUCAGAGAGAAAAGUCUUGAAGAACUGCUCAAGUUGAUUCCAAAAAUUCAGGUAAUGGCCCGAUCAUCACCACUUGACAAGCAUACACUUGUGAAGCAUUUGCGCACAACAUUCAAUGAAGUUGUUGCUGUUACUGGUGAUGGUACAAAUGACGCACCUGCACUUCAUGAAGCAGAUAUUGGACUUGCAAUGGGCAUUGCUGGAACUGAGGUGGCGAAAGAGAGUGCUGAUGUCAUCAUUCUUGACGACAACUUUUCCACAAUUGUAACUGUUGCCAAAUGGGGACGGUCUGUUUAUGUCAACAUUCAGAAGUUUGUGCAGUUUCAGCUGACUGUUAAUGUUGUGGCUUUACUUGUCAACUUCUCCUCAGCUUGCUUUACAGGAAAUGCACCACUGACAGCUGUUCAACUUCUUUGGGUGAACAUGAUCAUGGACACCCUUGGUGCCCUUGCGUUAGCUACUGAGCCGCCUAAUGACGACUUAAUGAAGAGAGAGCCGGUGGGAAGAACAGGGAAAUUUAUCACAAAUGUUAUGUGGAGGAACAUCCUGGGGCAGUCGUUCUACCAAUUCAUUGUUAUGUGGUAUCUCCAGACGCAAGGGAAAAACAUGUUCGGCCUUGAAGGCCCUGAUGCUGAAGUUGUGCUAAAUACAAUUAUUUUCAACUCGUUUGUCUUCUGCCAGGUGUUCAAUGAGAUAAGCUCCAGGGAGAUGGAGAAGAUCAACGUGCUGAGGGGCAUACUGAAGAACUACGUCUUCAUGGGCGUCCUCACCAGCACGGUCGUCUUCCAGUUCAUCAUGGUGCAAUUCCUCGGCGAAUUCGCGAACACGAUUCCCCUCACCAGACUGCAGUGGGUCGCCAGCGUUCUCCUCGGCCUCGUCGGGAUGCCCAUCUCUGCCAUCGUCAAGCUUCUCCCCGUCGGCUCGUCGUGAUGGAAGAUGGAAGAAGACGAUAUCUGCAGUGACAGUAUCCAUUACUGACCAAAAAUUCCAUAUUGUUUGGACGAGCUGAACUCUCGAUGCAGUCUUUUGGAAAAUGCAUGCGUGGGAGUAGUAGGCAAUAGCUGCAGCACUUUGACAGGUUCUUUUUUUUAUUGGUAGCCUAUGAAUGUGUCAUAUUUUGCAUUAUAGUAUCAAGAAGCAUUUUGUUUGGCACUGGGGCUUAGGCUCAGCUGUGUAGCAGAAUUGUAAGGUUGAUGUUGUUUGGAUUGGAAUUCAGACUGGAAAUUAUGUGGAUUAAUGAACAGCAGCAUAAAAAUUUCGCCCUGUAUUCCAUUUCCUGCACUCGAUGUUAUGUUCGUUGAACGGUGGUCAGUGAUUCACGUUGCAGUUUCAA
This is a messenger RNA of Oryza brachyantha (malo sina), 3650 nucleotides long. Its product is annotated as calcium-transporting ATPase 10, plasma membrane-type. The record is from RefSeq and is a predicted model, not a curated record. Gene Ontology annotation, cellular component: intracellular membrane-bounded organelle; membrane. The transcript has 7 exons. Gene Ontology annotation, biological process: calcium ion transmembrane transport. Gene Ontology annotation, molecular function: ATP hydrolysis activity; calmodulin binding; P-type calcium transporter activity. The coding region runs from base 185 to 3247 and encodes 1020 amino acids. NCBI's taxonomy places the organism in Eukaryota, Viridiplantae, Streptophyta, Magnoliopsida, Poales, Poaceae.